UCGUGUUAUAUUUAGGUAAUUAAAACUGUUGUAUCACGUGCUGCUGGUAACAGCAACUAUGGCAACGUCCACGGACAGCUUCCAUUUUUUCUGUUUGCUGUUUAUUUCUGUUUUGUUUACCGGUCGCAGACAUUAAAAUCAUGAUAAUGGCCGUUAUUAUUACUAAUGUUACGCUCCUCAAAUGGACAUAAAUAAAUGAGGGUAGCCUUUGGUCUUGAGGUUGAGCGAUGAAACCUUUUGCCAGCGCCGUUAGACCUGAGCUGACGUCACUGCCAGUCAAAGUUCCUUUAUUAAUACAAAACAUUAAAGGCGGGCGAGCCAGUCAACCUAAGGACUCCUCGACUUCUCCGGGGUCCGGCGGUAACACGCACGGUAAAUGCAAUGUUUUUUCAUCUGGACUGAAAUACUCAAACAGCCCGAGUCGUGAGUGAUGUUUUAUGUUUAAAGCGUGACACUAAAUUUCACAAUAAACACCCAUGAUGCAGCCCGUUUCCAUACAGUCUUGCUGACGUGAUUAAACUUUCCAUUUUUUGUCUAUUACAUUUUUAGAUUCCAAUAAUGUAAAGUCACACAAUGUCAGCUCUAUGGGGCCUUUCCUUCCACUUUUAGCCAAAGACAGUUCAGCAAUGACCAACUGUACCUUAGACAACAAUGUGUUUGAUAAUGAUACUUCUGGUCGGCAUUUUUUGUUUGAUGAAAGAUGGAGAAAUGGAGUCUACAUCCCAAGUGCUUUUGGAGCUUCAUCUAACAGGAUCAUCUCAACAUCUCAACAAGAUGAUGUUCUUAUCAAACAAAACUCCUCAAUGCUUUUACCUUAUCCAGAGUUCCAUGUUUAUCGGUCUCACAAUUUUACCAGAUUUGCCCACCGCAAAGAAUUUUCCUUGGGCAACCCAAAACCUCUUGUUUUUGGGGCUGAUUAUCUCACCUCAUUUCCGUCAGUCCUGUUACCAGCUACCACCCCGUCUGUCGGUGAGGGGCUCUGUCUAUCUCAAAACUAUAAAAACAGGUCAAGGGUGAAAAACAAGGCGCGUAAUCGUGUUGAUGCUAAAAACAAAUUUCACUCCUACCCUGAUCCGCUCCUGGGUGCCACAUCCAAUUUUGUUCAGAGGAUGACGGAGAUCUCCUCCCUGGAGGCGGAAACCGUCCGGCAGGAGAAAAUUAGGAAACUCAAAAAGAUCAAUAGGCAGGACUCUUAAUUAGAGUUUGUUAACCAAAGAGGAAGCACGCAGCUGAAUUAAGAACCGUGCCAAGGUUGUGGAAAUUAAAUUAGGGUUAAACAGCUGAUGAAUAAAUCAGUGUAAAUACACCAGAGAUAGGCUGUAGCUACAUGCAUUAUGAAUGAAUAUGUUACAUUUUUGGUGUAACUAGCUGAAAGUGUUUGAUUUUAAACCAAAUUUACCUGAAGAUGCGUAUUUUCCAUGAAUAACUGCCUUGAAUUACAGUGAUAAUGCAUUUAUGUGAUAUGUUAAUAGAAAAACAAAAGAAGUAUUGAAAAUGGGUUAUAUUGGAAACAUAUCGCUAUUGGGAAGAUUGAAAGGAAGUGUUUAUUUUCAAAGAUUGUGUACUUUUUUAUAUAUGUCUACUACAGAUACAGUAGUACAUUAUGCAA
Messenger RNA from Triplophysa rosa, 1609 nucleotides. RefSeq lists its product as uncharacterized. Bases 585 to 1196 code for a protein of 203 amino acids. The record is from RefSeq and is a predicted model, not a curated record. Lineage: Eukaryota; Metazoa; Chordata; Actinopteri; Cypriniformes; Nemacheilidae. The transcript is spliced from 6 exons.